GGGAGGUGGCUCACUGCUCAAGUUGUUGUUCCCGGACACCGUCCACCAUCCACCCGCCGACGCCGGCCGCGAUGAGCAGGCGACAAUCUCGUGUAUCCAUCGACGUAAGGCAGAAUGACACCCUCCUUGAGUUCGAGAACUUCAAGAAGAAGUUUCUGCUUGCCAACAAGCACAUCACCAAAUUGAAUUCAACACUGAGCGUCCGCAUCGAAGAACUGAACGCCCAAAUAUCUACGCUAUACGUCGAGAACCUGCGACUCCGCGCCUCCGAGAUUGCGCUAGCAUCGCAACUCAAGAAAGAGCGGGAGAAAUCCAGGAAGAUAAUUGCCGACACAGAGGCUGCAACACAUAGCUUCAUCAAACACCUAUCUCACAUCCGCAAGUCCUUUCACGUUCCCCAUUCGAGACCGUCCGACUCUGAGGACUCACAAUCACCGCCACCCCGAGCCAAACGACCUGUCAUCAACCCUGAUGCAUCGCCCGCGCCAAACCGCCUCGCGAGGGCACCUACUGUUCCCGGCAUAGUCGAAGACGAUGAGACGAACGCGUCCUCACCAGAAGACCCUGACGCAGAUGUUGAAGAGGAGGAGGAGGAAGAGAAAGAACCCACACCGGUGAAGCGGAAGAAGACCAAGUCGAGGUCGUCUGACUCCCGGCUCCCCAUCGCUGUUCCCCCACUGCCAGACAUUGAUGUACGGCAGAUCGAGUUCGAGGAACAGCUCAGCAAGGUCGGCAAGCGAAAGCCUACAAGGAGACAAAGUGGGCUCCUCACGAGCGUGUCGAUCACCACUGUUACGCCGAGUGGCUUCAGCACCGAACUCGUGCCGCCACGACCACCAAGUCCGGCUUUUGGAUCGCCGAUCAGGAGAGAAGUUGGGCUUGCGGAGGAGGCGGAUGAACGGAGAGCUGCGAACGGCGAGGAGGAUGAGGACGAAGUGGAGGUGAUACUACAGAGUGUGGCCAAGCGCGAGAAGAAGGAGAAGGAACGGAAGAAGGAACGGACGAUAGAGAAGGAUCGAGACAAAGACAGAUAUUCUUCAAGCAACAGUGAGCGGACAAAGGAGCGAGAGCGUAAGCGAACGCGGGAUCCAGACGACCCUGCGUUGGUGGCCGAGGGGAGCAAGUCGAAGCUUAAGGAUGUCACCAACUCACACCCAAUCUGCCCUACGCUUCUGGAAAUCGAUGACGAUCGGGAGCGCCAACUUACACCAGAGGACGAUGUACCGUUGGCGAGCACAUCAAGUCAAACCAAUUCUGCCACUCGCCCACGCGAUGGCGUGGCUACCCCCGCACCGAAGCCUCGUUCACAUCCCGCGCCUGUCUUGCCUCCUCCGCGAUCUUCUAGCCCACAACCUCCCCCUGCUCCUCCUGAAUCGGAGGCUGCCGGUGGUCGCGAGCGGCGUGUGCGGAAGAGCGUAAACUACGCAGAACCCAAGCUCAACACGAAAAUGAGGAAGCCGGACCCACAGCCUCUGGGCACCACGAAGCGCAUGUCCACUUCCUCUAUUGACGGUGUUCGAUCACGGACUUCUUCAGCGGAGGCCACAGGCGACGAGCCACCGUCUGGCACUGCGCAGGAUACCGUACCGUCCGGCGCUACAGUCAAGAGAAAGAAGUCCCGAGUGUACGUGCCUUCGGAAGACGGAGAAGAAAGCGAGGGCACACAGGCUGACGCCGAGUUCGGUGGUCUCACGAGCUGGGUCAACGUCGACGGCAGGCGACGCAGCAUACAGAGCGGAUCGAGCGGCCGGCGUGUCGAGGGUGAUGAUGCACGACGACACAGCAUGGCUGUUUAGCCCUGAUGGGUGGGGUUUCCUCCACCCUCUCCUCUACCUGCCCUCCGCCUCCGUGCCUCCUCGCGCAACGCAUCCGGCGUUUCCGUGUUGGCGUUGAUGACCCACUAUGAUCUAUGAUUACGACUAUGACACGGGCUCAUGGACUCCUCUCAUCGUUACUGUAUGCGUGCGGGACUGCAGCGUUGGGUACACGUUUCCCUUCGAACUCCU
Rhodofomes roseus is the source of this 2006-nucleotide messenger RNA. RefSeq lists its product as uncharacterized. Bases 72 to 1796 code for a protein of 574 amino acids. Gene Ontology annotation, biological process: meiotic chromosome segregation. Gene Ontology annotation, cellular component: nucleus; chromosome, centromeric region. The record is from RefSeq and is a predicted model, not a curated record. NCBI's taxonomy places the organism in Eukaryota, Fungi, Basidiomycota, Agaricomycetes, Polyporales, Fomitopsidaceae. The transcript has 6 exons.